This is a messenger RNA of Sporothrix schenckii 1099-18, 1416 nucleotides long. RefSeq names its product alpha beta hydrolase domain containing protein. The transcript has a single exon. The coding region runs from base 1 to 1416 and encodes 471 amino acids. NCBI's taxonomy places the organism in Eukaryota, Fungi, Ascomycota, Sordariomycetes, Ophiostomatales, Ophiostomataceae. The record is from RefSeq and is a predicted model, not a curated record. Gene Ontology annotation, molecular function: hydrolase activity.
AUGGCUCAGCCUUCAGAUGAGGCGGCGGCUCCGCCAGAUGCAUUGCCGACAACCGGCCCUGAGGCGCCGUCUCCACCGGUACCUCCGUCUCCAGCGGCACAGCCGUCUCCACCAGCACCACGGGCACCACCGUCACCGCCUCCGGCACCGGUCGAGAAUCUCGAUGAGAAUCUCGACGAUCUCGUCCUCGCUGAUCCGCCGCCCCUUGACCCCGUCUGGCUCCAACACGAGCGGGACCAGAACCUGCCCAAUCCCAGUCCCGUCAUCUCGCCUCUCGAACGCCAGCCCUUGUAUGCUGUCGAGUGCCGUGAGCUCACCGCACGCAUGACGGCGCCGGGCGCCCGUGACAGCCACCUGGCUGAUGGUAUUCGUGUCCAGCCGUUGACGGUGACGUCCUCCCUCGACGGCACCGAGAUUCCUCUGCUGGCUUACUCCCUCCUACAAGAGGGAGACCAAAAAUUGGAAGACCAAAAAAUGGAAGACCAGCAAAUGGAAGACCAACCAGAGGGAGACCAACCAAAGGGAGACUCGAAAGGCACGACCACGGACACGACCACAGACACCACCGCACACAGCGACAGCCCCGACUAUGCCGUGCUGUACAUUCACGGCGGCGGACUGCACAUUGGCGAGGCCGACAGCGAGGAGCUCUCGUGCCGGCGCAUUCUCAAGGAUGCACGCCUGCCGGCUGUGAAGCAAGACGGGGCGGCCCCAAAGACACCAAAGACACCAACCCUCGUCGUGUACUCCGUCGGCUACCGCAUCAUGCCCCAGCACCCGGCCAGCACGUGUGUCGCCGAUUGCAUCGACGCCUACCGCCACGUCCGUGCGGCCCACCCGGACGCGGCGGCGACAAAGCUGCUGGUCGUCGGCAGCUCCAGCGGCGGCGAGCUGGCCGCGUUUGUCGCCCAAGAGGCGGCCAAGGCCAGCAUGCAGGUGUCGGCCACGACCAACCGCGCGACCAGCGACAUUGCCGGCGUCGUCCUCCGCUGCCCCGUCACCAGCGACGCCUUCAACGGCGAGGACUACAUCCCGCCCGUCCUCCGCCCGCUGCACACCUCCGCCGCCAACCCGGCCUUUGCCACCACCCUGCUCCGCCGCAUGAGCCGCCGCAUCCCCCGCGACGACCUGCCCUACAUGCCCCUCGAGGCCCCUACCGAGCUCUUGGCCGCCCAGCCGCGCCACUGGAUCCAGGUCUGCACCAACGACAUGCUCUACUCGGACGGCGUGUGCUACGCCAAGGCGCUGCAGAUGGCCGGCGCGGCGGGUGUCAAGGUGGACGUGGUCGUCGGCUGGCCGCACACCUUCUGGCUCAAGACGCCGUGGAUGGACCGCGCCCUCGAGGCCGACAAGGCCAUGCUGCGCGGUCUGGCCUGGGUGGCAGGCGGGCCGUACACUGCGGAGGAGAGUGAGUGA